AGAGGCCGCAUCCUAGAGGGACGCUACAUCCCAAUGCGGUGGCUCCAACCACCACUGGCCCUGGCUCCAUCUGGUGGUGGCAUGUGAGAUUGCACCUCAACUGUAUGUUGCAGCACAGCUGCAGUCACUGAUUGCAGCACUCAGCUGGAGCUGAGAAGGACCUGAUUAACUGCAGGUUCUGUGAAAACACUCUCGACACACAGACAAGGGGAGAAGGAGUUGGAAGAGCAAAUGAGAAGGUUGUGCUCUCUUUUCUGAGCAGGAUGGACUUCUGUGGAAGAACUGCUAAAAAGGAAACUCUUAAUGAAAUACUUACCUGGGCUACUUACCUCUGUGGCGGCUACCCUGUGGAGAAAACACUGAGUCGGUGAGCACUGUGAUAAAGACUGAAAAGAAGAAUCGUUUUGUUUGAAGAAGAUUUAUUGAAAAGAGGAACUUUUGAUUUCACCUUUCUAAGGAAACAGAGACAUUGUUUAUUUUGAGCCUUGAGAAGAAAAAUCCUUGUUUUGACUUUUGAACUUAAAAGACAUUUUCUGUUAACCCCCUUUGAACAUCAUUAAAAAACCUUUAAUUUGAAACUUGUGUCCUUGCACUGUUUGAACUGUACCGCUGAGAGCCGUGUAGCCUCUCGUUAUAUCACAUAUGGUGGAGGACGCGGGCAGUUCAAACUGACAGUGCAUGAACGACAAGGACACUGAAAAUUUAAUAGCCAAGUUCUCCAAAUUGACAGUAGCCCCUGUAGCCAACAUGGAGGCAAUACUUAAAGCCCUGGUCGAAAGCCAGCAGGUCCAGAUUCAAACCAGUGCUGCUCUUUUAGAAGAGCAAAGGAGGGCCAACAAGCUGAAGACUGAAGAAUUGCAGCUGCAGAAACAGAUGGCCACUCGCAAUGCUCGCCCAAUAAAGGCUGGUGACUUUUUAUCAAAGUUGGGGGCCACAGAUGACAUUGAGGCGUAUUUACAUGCGUUUGAGGCCACUGCCACUAGAGAAGCCUGGCCCAAGGCCCAGUGGGUUGGGCUGUUAGCACCCUUCCUGACAGGAGAAUCGUUAAAUGCUGUCCAGGACCUACCGCCUGACAAAGUAUCCGACUAUGAUACACUAAGGACUGAGAUCCUCAGCAGAAAUGGGAUCACAAAGUUUGGCAUGUCCCAGCGCUUCCAUAGCUGGACCUUUCAACAUGACAGAGCUCCCCGUGCACAAAUGCACGAACUCGCACGCAUUGCAAGGAAGUGGCUGGAGCCGGAGAAGAAUACGGCAGCAGCUAUAGUGGAGACCAUCGUAGUAGACCACUACCUACGGGCACUACCACAAGAUGCCAAGAGGUUCAUCAGUCAGCAGGGGCUGACCACAGCCGACGCCACUGUCGAAGCGGUUGAGAAACACCAGGCCACGGUGGAGAUGCUCCGUGCCAUCAAGAAGGAGCCCAGGAGCGUAACACCACUACUGAGCAUGGGAGGACCCCAGAAGAACCUGAAGACCUCAUAUCUGGGCAGUGCCGGAAAUAGUCAGGCUCAAGCAGGGUCCAGAAGCCAGCCGGGUCUUAGGAAGUCAUCCCAAGAGAGCGACCCAAGACAAUGCUACCGGUGUGGAGAGAUGGGACAUAUAUCCUGGCAGUGUGGGAAACCAAGUGAUGAGCCAAUGCCCACUGCAGGGUCCUCCAGCGCACCCUCCACCCACCUAUAUGCAGCGCUUGUGGGCGUCACAGACGUUACAACAGACCGGCCUCCCACCUGCCCAGUGACCGUGAAUAAUCAUGAUGUGGAAGCCUUGCUUGAUUCAGGGAGUCGGGUCACCCUGGUGCGGAAAGACCUGGUGCCUCCAUCAUGCUUGACCACCAGUAGCGCCCUCCCCAUCUCCUGUGUCCAUGGGGACACCAAAGACUAUCCCAUCACCAAGCUCACCAUGACCACUACCCGGGGAACCAUUCACACCAUGGCUGGAGUGGUUGAUUCCCUUCCUGUUGCGGUCCUGAUCGGAAGGGACUGCCCCGCCUUCCACUCACUGUGGAGAGAGACGCAGGAGCGUCAGACCAGGGCCCUCCGGAAAUCGAAAGGUAAAAGUCAUCGAGUGCAAACCUCAGAGCCACUCAACCCUGCCCCUGCUCUUGUAGGAGUGCUGGACAAUCAGGAUGAUUCAGCGACCACCCCCGACAGUGCAGAGGAGAACGUGGCUUCAGGAAACGCUUCAAGUUCCAGCGAGGAGGAUGCCUGCGAGCUGCCCCCUCUCACAGGCGAGUAUGGCGUUGCACAGUUACAUGACCCCACUCUUGCAAAUGCCUUGAAGAAUGUACAGGUGUUAGAGGGAGUAGUCCUAGGAGGUAGAGCAAGCCCUACUUACCCCCAUUUUGCAAUAAGUCGAGGCUUAUUAUACCAAGUGGGCAAAGAGAAUGAUGCAGUAAUUGAGCAGCUCCUUGUACCACAGCCAUAUCGAGACACUGUGCUAAAUUUAGCACACACACACCCCCUAGGGGCCCACCUAGGAAUGGACAAGACAAAAGAAAGAAUCAUACAACGCUUCUAUUGGCCAGGAGUGCACAAAGAGGUUGAAAAUUAUUGCAGAAGUUGCCCUGAGUGCCAGCAGAAGGCGCCUAAGCCCUCAUACAGGAACCCACUCAUCCCCCUGCCCAUCAUAGAGACUCCGUUUGAGAGAAUAGGGCUGGACAUAGUUGGCCCCUUGCCAAAAAGCUCUAGAGGACACCAGUACAUCCUGGUCAUCGUGGAUUAUGCCACCCGAUACCCCGAGGCCAUCCCGUUGAGGAAGGCCACAUCCAAACAGAUUGCCAAAGAGCUUUUCCUCCUCUCCACCAGUCUGGGCAUACCCAAGGAGAUAUUGACGGACCAAGGGAGUCCGUUCAUGUCCAGAGUAAUGAAAGACCUCUGCUCUUUGCUGAGGAUAAAACAGCUGAGAACGUCCGUCUACCAUCCUCAGACAGACGGCCUAGUCGAGCGAUUCAACAAGACCUUAAAAUCGAUGCUGAGAAAGGCCAUAGCAGAGGAUGGACGCAACUGGGACCAACUUCUGCCGUAUCUGCUGUUUGCGGUAAGGGAGGUCCCCCAAUCUACUACUGGCUUUUCACCAUUCGAGCUCUUGUUAUCUUACAGACCAAGAGGGCUGCUGGACAUCGCCAAGGAGGCGUGGGAGGAGCAGCCAUGCAAACAACGCACCCUGAUUGAACAUGUGGGGGCCAUGAGAGACAGAAUGAGAGCCAUCUACCCCAUAAUCAGAGAGCACAUGGAGGCCGCCCAACGGCAGCAACAAGUCUCAUACAAUAGACCUGCCCAGCCCAGAGAGUUCAAGCCGGGGGACCGAGUGCUAGUCCUAGUACCCACCGUUGAAUGCAAAUUUCUGGCAGCCUGGCAGGGUCCGUACGAAGUAAUAGAAAGGGUGGGUGACGUUAACUACAAGGUGAGACAAACAGAUAAAAGAAAAAAAGUGCAAAUAUAUCAUGUUAACCUUCUGAAAAAAUGGCACGCCAGGGAGGCGCUGUUUAGUUGUCUACCAUCCACAGAGUCCAAGGAACCGGCGAGAGAGGCGGUUCAGGUGGGACCUAACCUUUCCCCCCAUCAGCGGCAGAUGGUGCUGGAGCUGGUUGACCGGAACCAGGAUGUCUUCUCCUCCCUCCCCGGACACACAGAGGUGGUCCAGCAUGAGAUCCGAACCAUCCCCGGGAAGAGGGUAAACCAGCGUCCCUAUAGAGUGCCAGAGGCUCGUAAAGUGGUCAUCCAAGAGGAGGUAAGAAAGAUGCUGGAGCUUGGAGUUAUUGAAGAGUCUAAGAGUGCCUGGGCCAGUCCCAUUGUUCUGGUCCCCAAACCAGACGGGUCAGUACGAUUUUGUAAUGACUACAGGAAGUUGAACGAAAUAUCAGAGUUUGAUGCAUAUCCCAUGCCUCGUGUAGAUGAUCUCGUUGACUCCUUAGGACAUGCCCGAUUCCUGACCACGCUUGACCUCACGAAAGGCUACUGGCAGGUGCCUCUAACCCCCGAGUCCAAGGAGAAGACCGCCUUUGCCACAUCUGAGGGGCUGUACCAGUACACCCGACUCCCAUUCGGGCUCCACGGUGCACCGGCCACCUUCCAGCGAUUGAUGAAUCGAAUCCUUGCUCCCCAUAAAAGGGCAGGCAAACGUCACGGAAACGUGGAUGCUCUGUCCCGGCGAGACGCCCUCUUCGCCUCCUUCCGUCCGACGGGGACGUCGGUCCCGAGGGGGAGGAUGUGUGAUAUCACGAGAGGCCGCAUCCUAGAGGGACGCUACAUCCCAAUGCGGUGGCUCCAACCACCACUGGCCCUGGCUCCAUCUGGUGGUGGCAUGUGAGAUUGCACCUCAACUGUAUGUUGCAGCACAGCUGCAGUCACUGAUUGCAGCACUCAGCUGGAGCUGAGAAGGACCUGAUUAACUGCAGGUUCUGUGAAAACACUCUCGACACACAGACAAGGGGAGAAGGAGUUGGAAGAGCAAAUGAGAAGGUUGUGCUCUCUUUUCUGAGCAGGAUGGACUUCUGUGGAAGAACUGCUAAAAAGGAAACUCUUAAUGAAAUACUUACCUGGGCUACUUACCUCUGUGGCGGCUACCCUGUGGAGAAAACACUGAGUCGGUGAGCACUGUGAUAAAGACUGAAAAGAAGAAUCGUUUUGUUUGAAGAAGAUUUAUUGAAAAGAGGAACUUUUGAUUUCACCUUUCUAAGGAAACAGAGACAUUGUUUAUUUUGAGCCUUGAGAAGAAAAAUCCUUGUUUUGACUUUUGAACUUAAAAGACAUUUUCUGUUAACCCCCUUUGAACAUCAUUAAAAAACCUUUAAUUUGAAACUUGUGUCCUUGCACUGUUUGAACUGUACCGCUGAGAGCCGUGUAGCCUCUCGUUAUAUCACAGUGUGUGUGUGUGUGUGUGUGUGUGUGUGUGUGUGUGUGUGU
This is a messenger RNA of Engraulis encrasicolus (European anchovy), 4904 nucleotides long. RefSeq lists its product as uncharacterized. Gene Ontology annotation, biological process: DNA integration. The record is from RefSeq and is a predicted model, not a curated record. Lineage: Eukaryota; Metazoa; Chordata; Actinopteri; Clupeiformes; Engraulidae. The coding region runs from base 679 to 4308 and encodes 1209 amino acids. Gene Ontology annotation, molecular function: nucleic acid binding; zinc ion binding. The transcript is spliced from 2 exons.